UUAAUGCCGUUGGUGUAAUCGUUGACGGCGAACGAGACGUCUCCGAGUGAACGGUGAUUUCGUGAACAAAUUGUUCUUAUCGCUACUACAGAGAUAUGAAAUUAAUAUUGUUAUCUAAAAACUGUGCUGUUCAUUUAUACGAGUGUUGAUUGUGUGCUGUUGUGUAUUGAUUACAUCUGGACGUGUUAUUUGUGUGGAGUGUUUGACGGAGGAAUUGGGGAGAUAGCUUGUGUAAUUGUGCUUUAUUAGUUCAAACGUCUCUGUAAUCAGGAGAAAUGCAGGCGAUCAAAUGCGUUGUGGUUGGCGACGGAGCCGUCGGUAAAACAUGCCUGCUCAUCAGUUACACGACAAACGCCUUCCCAGGGGAAUACAUACCGACAGUAUUCGACAACUACUCAGCCAAUGUGAUGGUAGAUGGCAAACCGAUCAACCUGGGACUGUGGGAUACGGCGGGUCAGGAAGAUUACGACAGGCUCCGACCGCUCUCCUACCCACAGACCGACGUGUUCCUCAUAUGCUUCUCGCUCGUCAAUCCUGCCUCAUUCGAGAACGUGCGCGCUAAGUGGUUCCCCGAAGUGAGGCAUCACUGCCCGUCAACGCCCAUCAUCCUGGUCGGGACCAAGCUCGACCUCCGCGAAGACAAGGACACCAUCGAGAAGCUCAAGGACAAGAAACUCGCGCCCAUCACCUACCCGCAGGGCCUAAGUAUGUCUAAGGAGAUCAACGCGGUGAAGUACCUGGAGUGCAGCGCGCUGACGCAGAAGGGGCUGAAGACCGUGUUCGACGAGGCCAUCCGCGCCGUGCUCUGCCCCGUGCCGCCCGUCAAGAAGAGGCGCGCCUGUAGCCUGCUGUAGAGAUUCGCGUAGACAGCGGUGCCAAUGCCAGUGCCAGUGCGCAGCCAGCACGGCUCAGCACGACGUCGCUCGACACAGUGCUGUAUAUAAAGUGGACUGCAAACGCAUACAUACAUGUUAGUUACUGUUAACGCAUACUAAUGUAACGUGGGUCGGUGUCUCAUACCUAUUCUAUAAACGGUUUAUCCCCAACAACUCACUAUUGGGUGCUUUACUCUUCACGCGUUCUUUACUUUACAAAAAGUUACAUUCCUACAUUUGUUAAUAUCGCUUCGGUACAAAUUGUUUCAUGAAUUUUUCGAGUUGUUAAAAUUUUUGUUAGGCAGAGAUUAUAUUUUUGGAUUGUGAUGGUUUAUUUUUUUGUUCUCGCCUGUUUCAACGUAGUGGGUAUAAGUACAGUAUUCGUUAAGACGUUAACAUUUGUAUUCAUUGUGUAUUAAUGUAGUUAAAAAUUAAUCAAAUGACUUCCAUUAAAGCUAAUCUAACCGAUUUACUGUGUAUUUUAACCUAUGAAUAAUCCUAUCAAAAAUAGUGCGAGUAAAUCUACGUCGUGUAGUGUUUUAUAUUUGACUACGGCACGGUUUUAUAAAUAUUCGUUAGACUCUGUAAUUUUAUAUUGUUAUGGAAUAUAAAAGCAUGUGCUAUGAGUAGUAAAUACUAUGCUGUCAAAACCAUGUUGCCAAAAUGCCUCUUUCAAGACAAGAAAUAUCUAGUUUUCAUAUGACUAUCGGUACAAUAACCGGCAAUAACAUCGCACAAAGAGAAGGCCGAAAAAAUAUCUGACGCAAUUUUAUAAGUCAUAAGAGCGUGUCAGAUAUUUAUGCAGCCUCCUUUUCGUCCAUUGUUAUUGCCAGUGAUUUUACAAGAAUAUUGGUUCAAACCUAGGUCCACUAAAACAGUUCUCGAAAGAAUGAAAAAUUAUGAGUAUGCGUACAUAGUAUGCUCUGCAUACCUUCAUGAUCUGUCUUACACAAAAAAAAAUUACGUCUUAGAUGUUUAUAAAAUCGAGCCUACAACGUAACCAGUAUUACAGACAGGCAGACUCAAACUAGUGAUAUUUCCUUUGUGUACCGCAUGUGGGCAUGUUAAGUUAGUUUGAUGGAAGUCAAUUCGAGGCACACAGUGUGACAUACGUUAGAUACAUAUCGUUGGAACUGCGUAGCUAGAUGUAAACGCCCACUGGCGACUUAUAGGACAUGAUUUUUUGAUUUACUUUUUUGCGUUUUGUAUACUAUUGAAAUUAAUAGCGGAUAAACGCUGAGGUGAUCAGUAGCCUGUUUUGCUACAGAAGAUUACUAUUGCUUUUAAUUACCUACCAAUUAAUUUCUGUACUAAAGUUUUAUGUUACAAUUUUGUCAAAAAAUAAUUAAAGAAAAAAAAGAAUCUAUCCACCAAGCAAGGGGAAGCAAAGGGGAAUCUUUCCCCGAUUUUCAUUCUCCGUAUCAUAGUUUCAUGGUAACAGAUUAUUUAUAUCAAUUCUUAUCACUGAAUCUUGUUUCUUUAUAAAACUUGAAAACAUUGUUGACUACUUAAGGUUAAAGAAAUUGAUAAUACUUUAUCUUCAAGAAUUGUGAUAAUUUUAUCAAUAACAGUGGAGUUACUGUUAUUUUUAACUGAUUUUACGACUAUAAAGCGCCAGUGGGACAGAUUGUAUGAAAGAGGAUAAUUUAUAUUUUAUAGGCAUUAAAUAAUGUCAGAUCUAGCUUAUAGUUGUAUGGAGAUGUAGUCAUUAAUUAAGCCUAGCUUUGUAACUUUUGCAUGGUUGACAUAAGUAUGAAUUGUAAAUUAAGAAUUCUAAUAUCAAGUCCAGAAUAUUGUCGGCUUCAUGCGUCAAUUCCUGGUCAAAAUUUCUUCUAAUGAACUAAUAUUAUUUUUUUCUAAUGAACUAAUCUUUUUUUUUCCUGAACUGAUAGCAUCGGUCGCGCGAUAAAUGAGUACGUACACUCAUGGACUUUAAUUGUUGAGCCAUUUAGAGGCCACAAUAAUUUUGCUACGUCAAAGUUAAGCUAUGGCGUGUCCAGUAUAAAAUGAGCUAGAAGUGGAUAAACAAUUAAAGUCCGUGACUGUACGUGAUGCGCCAGGCAGUUUUUUCACACUAUUUAUAAGUGCGAUGGGGAGGACCCGUUUUAUCGUUUAUCACGCGAGUCACGCGACCAUGCUUGCCUGCCUGAUUUACUUAUACGUCUUAGAAAGACUUUCUAAGCAUUUAUUGUGUCAAAUAACUAUGUAGUUGUCUGAAAAAUAUUCCUAUAGAUAUAAAUUAUCCUCAAAUGAAUAAAUGAAUGUGCUAAGAAGUGCAGCCGGUUCUGUGAAAUACCGCACAACUAAUUUAGCAACAACUUUCAUAGGCUCGCCAUUCUCCGAGCGAUUUAAUGUAUAAAAGGCGAUCCGGUCACUGUUUUAACGGGGCAAAUGUAACAUAAUGCUUUUUGGAAGAUUUUGUAACUUUUUAUUGAAAUACAUAAGUUACAUCAUGAUCACGGAAAACUGAAGAUGGGUGGAUGUCAGAGUUGUGUAGACAGCGCGCGAUCUACCCUCCUUUGCGCCGGUCAAUAUAAGUCUAAUGAAACUAACCGUGAUUCAUUCAAAUCUCUUACUGAAUAUAUUUGCAUUCCUCUGCGUAACUUACUUUUAGGCAUCUUGCUUAAUAGUGCGAGAGGUACAAAUAUAGAAAGUAAUUACACAGUCAAAUUCGUGAUAAACGUACAUAAUGACCAAAAGCAUUAAAUUUACAUUUGCCCCAUUUUAUUUUUCGUAUAUGUAUUCGAAAGCCACUGGUUUUCUAAAUGUGAUGAUGGAUUUAGGCUUUAAUUGACUGCUUUUAGUCGCUUAUUUUACCUCUCACGCCUAACUUCACAUAGGUCUCAGUUCAGGUCUAGGUCAACUGUGGUAGGUUAAUUAUAGCCUGAAUCCCCGGAACAUGUAAUGUGUAAGUAAAAUAAGGCGUUUGCUUUGUGCAAUUGUUGAUGCUCAAAGAAUGGACGUUAGAUACGAAGAAUUUUGUAUAUUGGACCUGUCAUUUUCUAUCUCUGUCUUACUCGUCGUUGUCUCACCGAUGAUAUUGUCGGUCAAUGCCGCAGCGAGCGAGACGACAACAUGCGCGAGUGAUAGAGAUAGGAGAUGACGGGUCAAUGUACGAAAUUCUUGCAAAUUCAAGAAAAAGUUGCAAGUGACGACCGGUGUUAUGGUUAUUUUUAUUAUUGUAAGUUUCUGAAAGUCAGAAUUUGUUAAUUAAUUGAAGGAAUAACAACAACCGGCCGUAUUGUUUACCACCGACGUAAUAUAAAAAAAAAACACUCCUAUAAUGAAUAUAAACAUAAAAUUGAUUAGUACUGAGUUUUUUCAGUACAGUUUGAGCACCAACAUUUGCACAAAAUAAUGCAACGUAGCUGUAAGAUUUUAAUGUAUUGUUCAGAUGCAAAUAUUUAGAAGGAUCAGCAUGUAAAUAACGUAAUAUAGCAACAAAUAAAAUUUUUAAGCAAAGCACCGAAAACGGCGCUUUUUUUUUAUAAUAAUUGUGUAGAAUCAUUUUUAGACGGGCUUUGACGCAUUUUUUAUGUAAUAUAUAAGUAACUACAUUUUAAGAGAAACUUACUAAGUAUUCGCUUUGUUUAGUGAUUUUAAAACGUUAAUGUUUAAUUUUAAUGUAAUUUCUUAUGGAAUAUAACUGUCAGACACUAUUUAGAAAAUUCAGAAAUACGGUAUAUUUUAAUUAGACUUUCAAAAUGAGGCAAUAACGACGACUUAUGACUUUAACCAGUCAAAUAGAAAUGAUGAAUAUUGUUUUAUCUUGGUGUUAUAUUUCAUAACAUCAGCCUCAGUUUAUUUUUUACCAACCUAAAAAUCAAAGGCAAUUUAUUUCAAACCAACUUUACAUAACAAUGUUAUUUUAAAAGUAAGUUUUGAUGUUUGUCUUUAUUGGUGUUAGUAAUAAAUUGUUUCAAGUCCUAUGUAUAAAUGAUUUGUAACCAGUCCAUGUUAGUCUAUGUAUUCCUUGUAUCUGCUUUCAGGUAUAUAAUUAUUUUUGUAUACAGACUCUGGUUAGGACACUGUCGGAGUAAUUCUUCCAAAUAUUGUAAAGCCUCUGAAUAAUUCAAAAUAUAUUUAUAUUAACUGUUCA
This is a messenger RNA of Leguminivora glycinivorella, 4974 nucleotides long. Its product is annotated as ras-related C3 botulinum toxin substrate 2. Bases 276 to 854 code for a protein of 192 amino acids. Gene Ontology annotation, molecular function: GTP binding; GTPase activity; protein kinase binding. Gene Ontology annotation, biological process: cortical cytoskeleton organization; regulation of actin cytoskeleton organization; small GTPase-mediated signal transduction. Gene Ontology annotation, cellular component: cytoplasmic vesicle; cytoskeleton; cell cortex. Lineage: Eukaryota; Metazoa; Arthropoda; Insecta; Lepidoptera; Tortricidae. The record is from RefSeq and is a predicted model, not a curated record. The transcript has 6 exons.